This is a messenger RNA of Acanthosepion pharaonis, 648 nucleotides long. The record is from the annotation of a GenBank genome assembly. NCBI's taxonomy places the organism in Eukaryota, Metazoa, Mollusca, Cephalopoda, Sepiida, Sepiidae.
AUGUCGACACUUCCUUAUUUUCACUGCCUUCAUCAGUUCUAUUUAUCUAUCUAUCUAUCUAUCUAUCUAUCUAUCUACCAUAUACUAUUAAAUAUAUCUCAAAAUAUAAUAAAAGAUCGAUCGAUCUAUCUAUCUCUCUCUUUCUAUUUAUCUAUCUACCAUAUACUACUAAAUAUAUCUCAAAAUAUAAUAAACGAUCUAUCUAUCUAUCUAUCUAUCUAUCUACCAUAUACUACUAAAUAUAUCUCAAAAUAUAAUAAACGAUCUAUCUAUCUAUCUAUCUAUCUAUCUAUCUAUCUCUAUCUAUCUAUCUAUCUAUCUAUCUAUCUAUCUAUCUACCAUAUACUAUUAAAUAUAUCUCAAAAUAUAAUAAAAGAUCGAUCGAUCUAUCUAUCUCUCUCUUUCUAUUUAUCUAUCUACCAUAUACUACUAAAUAUAUCUCAAAAUAUAAUAAACGAUCUAUCUAUCUAUCUAUCUAUCUAUCUACCAUAUACUAUUAAAUAUAUCUCAAAAUAUAAUAAAAGAUCGAUCGAUCUAUCUAUCUCUCUCUUUCUAUUUAUCUAUCUACCAUAUACUACUAAAUAUAUCUCAAAAUAUAAUAAACGAUCUAUCUAUCCAUCUAUCUAUCUAUCUACCAUAUACUACUAA